Brassica napus (rape) is the source of this 1930-nucleotide messenger RNA. Its product is annotated as probable E3 ubiquitin-protein ligase HIP1. Bases 295 to 1743 code for a protein of 482 amino acids. Gene Ontology annotation, cellular component: nucleus. Gene Ontology annotation, molecular function: ubiquitin protein ligase activity. The transcript has 7 exons. The record is from RefSeq and is a predicted model, not a curated record. NCBI's taxonomy places the organism in Eukaryota, Viridiplantae, Streptophyta, Magnoliopsida, Brassicales, Brassicaceae.
AAAAAAGGAUAAAUGAGAAAAAUAAAUAAAAAGCUUGUUGUUCCGUCAGCGUGCGAGAAGAAAGGGUUAGAAUCAAGAAACCGACGUCCCUCUCUCUCUCUCUCUUUCCCCUCACCUCUUCUUUCUCUCUGCUUCUGAUCUCUCUCUCUCUCUCUCCCUGAUUAAACCUUCAUAAUCAGGGAGUUUUCGAUAUAAUUUACAAGUCUUUUUGUCUUGUCUAGCUCGUUGCUGCCCUUCGACAUCUCCAAAGCUUUCUCCUUUUUUGCUCUCAAGAGGGCUUAUGCAGCAAGCGAAAUGGGACAAAGAAAUAGAACAGUCGAUUUAGAAAUGGAGCAGCAGCAGCAGCAGCAGCACCAAUCUCAAUCCUCUCUCCAACCAGGACCUUGCAUCCUUCUAAGCAGCUUUCCCCAACAACAACAACAACAACCUGAUAACAAUAAUAAUAACCUACCUGCAAUGGCUGCAAGCUUUCCUAAUUUAGAAGCUCGUUCUCUUCAAGACCCAACCUCCUAUGACAUGUUCUACGGUCUUCCUCAGUACCAUCAUCACCAUCAACUCCAUCAGCCUGCUCCUCCUCCGAAUUACUAUGUUCCCUAUAUGGCAUUUCAGGGUCCAUCCUCAAGCAGUCAAGGUGUAGUUGGAGUAAGUUCUGAUCAAUUUAUGGAUCAUACAAGAGGGGCGUAUAAGAGAAAGAACGCCGAAGGAAUACCAGUGAUGAAUCAUCAGUCUUUAAGUACUUUAGCAGCUCCAUUCAACAAUACACCUGAGACAAUAGCUCCUUUUGGAGGCCCAAGGAGCAGACCGAUGAACCAUGUUCUUCCUCCUCCUCCUCCUCCUCAUGCUCCUAAUAGCUUCAUUCAAGGGAGCUAUCCUGGUCAUCAUCCUUUCCCACCUCCUGGCUCAAUCUGGUACGACCAACACCAUGGCAGGCCUGAUGGUUCACCCUCGUUUUGGCCCCACCCACCUUACAUGCACGCUGGUUCCAUAGAGUUUAGUAGUAGAAACCCUACAGCGUUCAUGUAUCCUCCGAGGGACCAUUAUUAUCCUCACCCUCCACCUCCUCCUCCUCCUCCUCAUGUACAAGGAGUGAGAGGCCCGAGCGCCACAUUAUACCCUCCCAUGGCUUCUUCACCCUCGUAUGGAUUUCCUCCUGGGAACUUUGCUCCUCCUCAGAACACAAUCAAUAGAGGUGGUCCCUCGGGUUCAGAGAUGGGUCAAGUUCAACCAACAGGGUUUCGGAUAUACCAGCGAGAUGAUUCUGUACCCUUAGCAGCUCUUAGACAACACCGUGGAGGAGUUCCUCGCUUUAGAAUGAUGCCUGAUGAUGAAGUUGCGAUUUUGGAGUUUGGAGACUUCCUUGGUGGUGGCUCUGGAAAUAACCACAUUGAUCAUCAUCGAGAUAUGCGUUUGGACAUCGAGGAAAUGUCUUAUGAGGAGCUACUUGCGUUGAGCGAGCGAAUUGGAACCGUGAACACUGGUUUGCCAGAGGAAGAUGUUAAGAACCAUCUGAAAACAAGAACAUGUUCUGUAGUCAACCUUGCAGCAGAGUCUCCACAAACUAAAGAUAGAGAAACAGAACCUUGCACCAUAUGUCAGGAGAGUUUCAAGAACGAAGAGAAGAUUGCAACUUUGGAUUGUGGGCAUGAGUAUCAUGCAGGAUGCUUGGAGAAAUGGCUGGUUGUGAAGAACGUUUGCCCAAUCUGUAAAGCAGAGGCAUUGGUCAUGGAGAAGACAACUGUUUAAUAGGAAGAAAGAAUGGCUUUUUAAAUCUAUAUAUAUAUUUAUAUAAAAAAAAAGAAACUUAACAAGAAGAGAAGGGAAGAAAACAAUAGUUUGGGCUUGUUUUCAGCUCCAAAAAGGAUUCUGUAAAUUUGUACUCUUUUUUGUUUGUGCAGAUAUUAAUAUGUGUUAAUGGUGUCACUCUUUUCUA